AUGGCUUUUAAUAUAUUCAACUUGACUUCCUUAUCUUUAGAAAAUAAUUAUAUCGCCGAUUUAAAGUUUCUAGCUUUGAUGAAAACACUUAUCUCCCUCAAUUUGAAAAAUAAUUUAAUCAGUGAACUGAAAGUGGAAGAAUUUAUCAACUUAAUCCAUUUGGAAAAUCUCAAGCAGCUUAAACAAUGCUGUAGCAUGGUAAAGUUCCUUAGUGGGCAAUUUUAUAACCAAGCUCAAUUGCAAUACCCUCACGCAUCUGAAGAAAUUGCAGAUUCUCCGUUUGGCAGACAUGAGAAUACAAUAUGUCGUAAACCAAUUGGUAUGCCUGGAAAUAUUCGAACUAUUAGAUUCUCUGUAAGUAAUAGCAGUAAAUAUCAGUCCGACUGUGAAAAAUUAGUUAGUAGAUGUUCUCACCUAAGUAUUUUUAAUAAGAUGACUCAUGAAUGUUAG
Molecule: messenger RNA, 450 nt
Organism: Trichoplax adhaerens
Lineage: Eukaryota; Metazoa; Placozoa; Uniplacotomia; Trichoplacea; Trichoplacidae
Exons: 7
Coding region: 1-450 (149 amino acids)
Molecular function (GO): protein binding
Source: RefSeq, a predicted model, not a curated record